Molecule: messenger RNA, 4419 nt
Organism: Cotesia congregata
Lineage: Eukaryota; Metazoa; Arthropoda; Insecta; Hymenoptera; Braconidae
Source: the annotation of a GenBank genome assembly
AUGAAGAAGCUUUUUUCGAAAAUUGACAACACAUCUAAAGAGCCCAAUAGUUACCUGGGCAAAAUAUUUGUUGUCGGUCGACACACAGUCACCGUUGAGGAAGUCCUUGCUGAAGGAGGAUUUGCCAUAGUAUUUUUGGUUAAGUCAUCAAAUGGUAGAUAUGCUCUUAAACGCAUGUAUGUCAAUAAUGAACAUGAUCUCAAUGUAUGUAAAAGAGAAAUACAAAUUGCAAGCAAUUUGAGUGGACAUAAAAAUAUUAUAGGAUAUGUAGAUAGUAGUAUUACUCAUAUAGGAGGUGGAGUCCAUGAACUCCUACUUCUUAUGCCCUAUUGUAAAUCACAAGUCCUUCAAAUGAUGAAUAAUAGGUUACAAACGGGUUUUAGUGAAUCUGAAGUGCUACAAAUAUUUUGCGAUGUGUGUGAAGCAGUUUCACGAUUGCAUCAUUGUCAAACGCCAAUUAUUCAUAGGGACCUGAAGGUGGAAAAUAUAUUACUUGCUGACUCAGGACAUUAUGUAUUAUGUGAUUUUGGUUCAGCUACGGGAAAAGUAUUGAAUCCAAGUGUCCAAGGUGCAGCAGUUGUAGAGGAAGAAAUAAAAAAAUAUACGACCUUGAGUUACAGGGCUCCAGAAAUGGUUGAUAUGUAUUGUGGAAAACCUAUAACUACUAAAGCUGAUAUUUGGGCAUUAGGAUGUUUAUUGUAUAAACUGUGUUUCUUUACUUUACCUUUUGGAGAAAGUACACUUGCAAUUCAAUCAGGAAAUUUUACUAUCCCCGAUAAUUCAAGAUAUAGCAAAGCAUUACACAAUUUAAUAAGAUAUAUGCUAGAACCUGAUCCAGAUUUACGACCUGAUAUUUUUCAAGUGUCGUCCGUGGCUUUUCAAAUUCAAAGCAAAGAAUGUGCCGUACAAAAUUUAUUUAAAGUUGCAACGCCCACUAUUGAUAGUUUACCUAGUGCACCACUCGAAUCUGAAAGUGUAAAACGAUCAGCGUCGAUUAAAAUUUCAAAACCAACACCAGUAGCAACAACAGUUGAAGGUACUUCCGUUACACCACGACAAAGGCCAAAAGGGCAAGGAGUAGGUACAGGUCCAAUUAGUUUAACUGGUCAGAUUGUUAGUCAAAUAUCUGGCCAAGGAAAUCAAAUACAACAGCAGAGUGGUACUUCAGUGUCUUACGUACAAGUUAAUCAAUCGGCAACAGUUAAUACCUCACAACAACCGUAUAUAGCUCAAGGUGUGCAAAUAGUACCUACAAUGCCGUCAAAUCAACCAUCACAACCCUUGCAGUUAUCAAUGCAGUCCUCUUUCGCUCAAGUCUCACCACAUAUUACUUCUCCAAGUCAAAGUGUUUCCUCCUUUGUACCAAAUCAGACUUCUCCAUUUAGUCAGUCUCAGAGCCCAUUAGUAUCUGGGCAUGCAUCCCAACUGACUCAACAAUCGCCUGUAACAGUUCAAGAUAAAACUGCAUAUUAUUUUGACGUAAGACAACAUGAAAUAAGACCAGGAGUUGCUGAUGAACAAUUAGAAGCUUUAUUUCCAUCUUCCGGCUAUCCAGAUCCAUUUAAAGAUGAUGCUCGGUCAAUGCCACCUCCUUGUAAAAUGCCAGCUUCGGGAUCAACCAAAGUUCUUCCAAAACUAACAACUCCAACAAGUAGUGGAUCUCCUAUGAUAUUUGCUUCACCAACUCAAGUACCACAAAAAAUAAAUACUCCAUUAUCCCAAGCUAAAGCACCACUCACUUUCCCACCUCAAGCUUCUUCUAAGCAAACCCAUAAAUCUGAGAGUUUAAGUCAAAAUAUUAGUGCUAAUACUUCACCGCCGGAUAGCCCGACAGCGUCAUCAUCAAGGCAUCGAAGAAAUGUUAGUGAUACAAGUGCUUUCAAUAAGGUUUUCGCUAAUGAGACAUCUCAAUUUUUGGCACCUUAUGAUGCUUCAGUGAGACCGCAUUCAGAAGAAGAUACAUUGCCAGAUAUUAAAACAGACGGAAGGCCGUGCAUCGGCACGAGCGCCUCCCAUGUACGUGUUGGUGAAUUGUCUAGUGUGUCAAGUGCAGAAAGUCGAUCUUUGAGUGUUGAUGUAUCAACUUGGAAUCCUUUUGAAGAUACACAGCCAUUUAACCAAUUAACAGAAGAUCAUAUUUUCGGAGCUGAAUUUGACAAAAUUCGACGGGGUAGUAACAGCAGUAUUGGUGGUGUUAAGAGUCGAGAAAGUUUAGUUAUGUCUUACUCAGAAGUACCAGAAGAUCCAUUUGAAUCGGCUCCUUUUUCAUUGCCUGCGGGUAAAAAAUCAAAACUUGGAUCCAAGACGACUGCAAUCGCUGGAGGAUCAGAUUUACGAAGUGGAAAGUUAGCAACAGUUCAUUGGAGUCCUGACACAGAGCAGCCAGCGGCUGAUGAUGAAGCAUCUUUGUUAACAAAAUCUAGUCCAAUAUCACCCCAAUUCGUGCGUGUGCCCGUUGAAGAUCGGUCUAAAUAUGAAAAGCUGGCUUUCAAUGCCGACGAUGUGUCAAGUGACAGUGAUAAAGAAAUAGCACAAAGAAACCAAGAACGUCUAAAGAAAAAACGUCGCCGUGUAAAAGGUGUUUUAAGUAGACGAAAAAAAGAAGUGUCUUCUCAAGAAUCUGGUCAAGCGCCUGUCGAGUAUGAAUCCGAUGACUCAAUAGGAUCAGCGAGUGAUCUUAAAGCAAUGAAUUACGAAGACGGUAAUGAACUGGAUGAUGACCAAGAUGAAAAUGAUGAUGAUCGUCGAAAAAUAGACGAAACUAUUUCAGAAAGUGUUCGCACUUGUGGCAGCUCGGCUUAUCAUGCAGAAUGUGAAUCUGUAGCAACUCACGAAGAUGAUCACAGAAUUAGGAAACCAAAAAGAUAUCGUGAACAUCAAGCGUUACCGACAAUUCACGCAGAUCCUGUAGUAGGCCACCAGUAUGGUGAAAAACCUCUUUUACUUGAUGAUGAACUUGAUCCUGAAGCUAAACCUGGGCAGUUACACGGAGAUCCUUUUGUUGGACAUCAGUAUGGUUCAAAGCCUCGUUUGCUUGAUAAUGGUAGCUCUUCCGAUGAAAUAAAUAAGACUAAUAUUGUUAAAAAUGGUAUUUUUAAAACUGAUGAGGAUGUUUUUGCUUUAGCACCUUUUCCAAGACCAACGAGUUCACGUAAAAGUAGUGAUAGUAAAGAAAAUAUUAUUAAGAUAGUUGAAUCAACUAAUAGUAUACCUAAUACUCCACCAAAUACCAAUUUAAUAUCUCCAAUAACGGAUUCUCCAAUUGUUUCUGGUACAUUAGUUGACAUUGACGAUAGUCCAGAUUCAAACGUUGUAUUAAAAACUCCUGGGUUGUCGAAUGUACCUCUAGAAAGCUGGAAUAAUUAUGAAAAUGAUAAUUUUAUGAGUCCACAGCCUGUUAAAUUUACAACUGAAGUAAUUAGAGAAGAUAAAGAUCUUUUUGGGUCGUUGCCAUUUAAUUCAAGCUUUACGAAUCCGUUUAAUAAGCUUGGUAAUUACCAAACAAAGACUGAAAUUGCGUCUUUACCUUGUCAUACUAAUUCGUACUCAAACUUCAGUGUGAAUAACACGACUCAAAUAACAUCUCAGAAUAAUAGUCAAGUAAAUACUAUUAAUAGUAUUCCAGGUGUUAAUUACAGACAAGUAACAACUAAUACAAAUAUUAUAACUAUUAAUAAUACAACACCUAAAGAUCUUUUUGGGUCAAUUCCUUUUGAUGAAUUUGCAACUUUGACUCUUAACAACCAACAUCAGCAACAUCAGCAACAACAGCAACAACAACAACAACAACAACAACGACCUACAUCAUUGCCGUUAUCACAAUCUCCCGGAUUUGUAGAUAAUGCACUUAAUACCAUUUUGUCAAGCAGUGCCCAGUCUACGCAAUCCUGUCAAUUUUCUUCUUCAGUGAUGAAUAUGCAGCCACAGCAACAUCAGCAGUUACCACCUCAAUCAGUUUAUGUGAUACAACAACCCGAAGUACAGCAGAUUCAAACAGCGAGAAUAAUUGUCAAUGCGACCAACAGUGUAUCGAUAUCAAAUAUAUCGCCGGAUAUUCUAUCACCGAUGUCACCUGAACCCCUAGUCGUUACUGAUCAAUCAUUGAAACACAAAAAAGACAAGGCCAAAUCGUCAGAUAAAUCCAAGUAUCAUCUCAUUGGUGAAAAUCGUAGCGAUGCUAUUAAUGUAUUAUCUGUUAAAACGCCACACAAGUCCAAAGGCGUUUCUUAUAAAAAGACACCUAAGUCGAAAAAAGGCGCAGUUACUGCUGGAUUCAGUAAUAUGAGCUUUGAAGACUUUCCGAGUGAUGAAAACGAUGAAAAAACGGUAAGUGGAUCUGCCGUUACGCCUUUCGAAGUUAUUCGUGAGCCGGAAAAACGUUUCGGAUCACUUAAACGAAGAAGCAAUCCAUUUACUUGA